AUGCCGACGCCACGAUCGAUGCGGAGCCAAGUGCAGGCGAUUAUUUCGCCGCUGCUGCCUGAAUUUCACAAAGGCCAGGCUGGUCGUGUAGGUAUCUUGGGCGGCUGCAAGGAAUACACUGGUGCACCGUACUACGCCUCCAUGUCGAGCAUGCGCUUGGGAUGUGAUAUGUCUUUUACGAUCUGUGCGCCGGAAGCCGCCCCGCCUCUCAAGACCUAUUCACCUGACCUGAUUGUGCACCCCAUCCUCGACCAUACGAAGAGCACAGAAGAUGUUCGGAACGAGCUUCGUGCUCUGUUCAAGCGUCUGCAUAGUGUGGUCAUUGGCCCGGGCUUGGGCCGCGAUACGUCUAUGCAGUCGUUUGCUCGUGUGGCGUUGGAAGUCGCGCGGGAGUCGAACCUGUAUGCUGUUGUCGAUGCAGACGGACUAUGGCUCGUUCAAAACGAUCCCGAGAGUGUAAAAGGCUACAAACGGGCCAUUCUAACGCCCAACGUCGUGGAAUUUCAACGUCUGUGCGAUGCCAUGGGUGUGGAAGCGUCCGACGAUGCAGCCCAGCGCUUGAGUAUCGCGCUCGGUGGACUGACGAUUGUAGAAAAGGGCCAAGUUGACCGUAUUGUGACACCGACCGACAUUGUCAUAUGCGACGAAGAAGGCGGUCUCAAGCGAUGUGGCGGCCAGGGCGAUCUGCUCAGUGGCACUCUUGGUACGUUCCUCGCAUGGGCCCAGCGGUUCGAGGAACGCACAGAGGCUGGCGAGGAUCUCCCCUCCAUUCCUGCCGAGCGUCUGCCCCUCCUAGCAGCGCUAGGCGCUUCUACGGUGACGCGUGUAGCUUCACGCCGUGGCUUUGCGCGCUUGCGUCGUAGCAUGUUGGCCAACGACCUUUUGGACGAAAUCGGUCCGGCCUAUGAAAGUACUUUUGGCUCUACAUAG
Messenger RNA from Malassezia pachydermatis, 930 nucleotides. Its product is annotated as ribokinase-like protein. NCBI's taxonomy places the organism in Eukaryota, Fungi, Basidiomycota, Malasseziomycetes, Malasseziales, Malasseziaceae. Gene Ontology annotation, biological process: metabolite repair. The coding region runs from base 1 to 930 and encodes 309 amino acids. Gene Ontology annotation, molecular function: ATP-dependent NAD(P)H-hydrate dehydratase activity. The transcript has 3 exons. The record is from RefSeq and is a predicted model, not a curated record.